Solanum verrucosum is the source of this 591-nucleotide messenger RNA. Its product is annotated as protein RADIALIS-like 3. The record is from RefSeq and is a predicted model, not a curated record. The transcript has 2 exons. Gene Ontology annotation, molecular function: DNA-binding transcription factor activity. NCBI's taxonomy places the organism in Eukaryota, Viridiplantae, Streptophyta, Magnoliopsida, Solanales, Solanaceae. The coding region runs from base 41 to 322 and encodes 93 amino acids.
UUUAUUACAACAUACAUUUUUUUUCAAUUUUUUUGCAAAUAUGGCCACAAAUUCAACGUGGAGUCAUCAUCAAAACAAGUUAUUUGAGAAUGCAUUGGCCAUUUACGACAUCGAUACGCCAGAUCGAUGGCGUAAAUUGGCCAAUGCAGUUGGUGGAAAAACAGAAGAAGAAGUGAAAAAUCACUAUGAAAAACUUGUUGAAGAUAUUAAGCGUAUCGAGUCUGGAAAUGUUCCAUUACCUAAUUAUAAUAGUGGUCGUAAUAAUAAAGGCUACAAUUUCAUGGAUGAAGAACAAAGGCUGAAGUAUUUGAAGCUCCAAUGAAAGCAAGAAGAGACUAUUUUAUGGAACUCAUAAUAUGCAGUAAAUUAAUAAUUAAUAAUAAGAGAAGGAUAUAAUUGAUUUUUCUUUUUAAAAAAACUUUAGGUAUUUAAAUUUGGUUUUCAUUGUAUUAAAUUUCCUUUGAGCAACUAUAUAUACAUGUACGAAGUACGUUUCCAAAUGUAACCUUUCUAUAACAUCAUCAUUUAUCUGCAUAUUUAAAUUUCUUGGUGUUAUAACGAAAUAUUGUUAAAACAUAUAAUGUAAUGUGU